CAUUAGAAGAAUUAAAAUAAUUACUUCGAACUAAACCUUCUCUCGUAUGAUAUAAGAUUAGAUUGGCGGUACCUAGGUAGUCUCCAAAGUAUAGAGUUUCCUAGGUCAGAUUACUUUCUUGCACGUGACUCCUAGCUUUUUCUUCGGUUGCAUUGUGGGGCUGAAUUGUGUACAGACCCCGGUACUUUCGUCCCCACUAUUACAUUGUUGCACCUAUAAUCCCUGCAAAAAAGUUUCAACGACGAACUCAUCUUAUUCUUCCAACUCUCGACUUUGAUUGAAUUUUUCACUGACCACUCUCUUGACUAAUCAUACCCAAUAAUCAAAUAUUUAACCAGGGCUUGAGGAACCUGCCCCGUUUGAUUGAAGAUGUUUGCGGUACCAGGUUGGGCUGUAUCAGCGGAUAACCUCAAAUCAGAGACCGCAGCAACUCAAAAAGCAACAGCAGAUGAAUCUAAUUCAAAGAAGCGCAAGAGGCCUUCAUCAGCGGGGAACAAUGUGACAACAUCAAAUGUUGCGGACCUCUGGGAGCAAGUCAUCGAAGGAAGAUCAGGGAAGAAGGCUAAAUCCGACAAAGAUGGCGGUAAGCCUGAAGGUCAAUCUGGAGAGCGCCCAAAGAAAAUGACCCUUAAGGAGAAGAAGAAACUAAAGAAAUUACGAGAGAGGGAAGCAGCUCAGGAAAAUGCGGAGAAGGAUGGAGUUGCCAAUGGCGCCAGCAAACCUGCGCCAGAGCAAGAACCUUCUAAUGCCACGCCCAAGGAGGCAAAGAAGAACAAGAAGAGAAAGCCCAAGGAUCGAAAAGAGAAUGGCGAGGGUAACACAGCAGGGGAGAAGACAGCGGUCCAAUCUGACCAAGUCUCUGCUCCCGCCACAACACCUAAAUUAACACCCUUACAAGCCGCGAUGAGAGAAAAACUGGUUUCCGCGCGAUUCCGUCACCUCAAUGAAACACUCUACACCAAACCCUCGGAAGAAAUGUUCAAGCUAUUCGAGGACUCACCCGAGAUGUUCCAGGAGUACCACGAAGGAUUCCGCCGCCAAGUCGAUGUCUGGCCUGAGAACCCAGUCGAUGGGUACGUCCGGGAUAUCAAGGUACGAGGGCAGCAGAAGGCGCCACCUAGGUCCAAGCACGGCCAACACUCCGCCGCACCAGGUGAAGUCACGUCUCUCCCACGCACGAACGGAACCUGCACAAUUGCCGACCUAGGCUGCGGCGAUGCUAAACUCGCCACGGCCCUACAAUCCGAGAAAAAGAAACUCCGCCUCGAGGUCCUCAGCUACGACCUACAGAGUCCUAGCCCACUAGUCACUCGCGCCGAUAUUGCGAAUCUGCCCCUCGCCGACGGUGCCGUGGAUAUCGUCGUCUUCUGCCUUGCGCUCAUGGGCACAAACUGGCUCGACUUUGUCGAAGAAGCUUAUCGAAUCCUGCAUUGGCGCAGCGAGCUCUGGGUCGCGGAGAUCAAGAGUCGGUUCGGACAAGUUGGGGGCGGUGGCAAAGGGGGCAAGGGUGGAAAGAACGGAGUGCCCGUGAGUCAUAGCGUGGGGAAUCGAAGAAAGGUGCAGGGAAAGAAGGGGAAGAGCAAGGAAACGGAUGGUCCAGAGGGUCCAGAGGACGAAACAGCGCUAGCUGUGGAAGUUGAUGGUGCGGAUGACAAGAGGGAAGAAACCGACGUCACAGCAUUUGUGGAGGCUCUACGAAAGAGGGGGUUCGUUCUGCAAGGGGCAGUGGACUUGAAGAACAAGAUGUUCGUUAAAAUGCAUUUCAUCAAAGCGGCUUCGCCGACAGUUGGAAAAGGCGCCAUCGCCCAAAAAGAAUCUGGUCGUGGUGGUGCCGGUGCAAAGAAAACGGGUAUCAAGUUCGUGGAAACGGAGAAGGAAGAUCAGGGUACGUUGGAUGAGAGCUCUGUUCUGAAGCCCUGUGUCUAUAAGCUGCGAUAAGGCCAAGCAAGCUAUCUGACUGUCUGUAAUCCAUACACAUCCACAUCCGCACCUGCAUCCAUACCCACAGCCACAUAUCAUACUAUAGCUAGGUACCUACAUAUAUCAGCAAACCCGUAAAUAUCUUCUAAUCUGUAAAUGACUUAAUUAAGGGGUGUGUUUGUGUUUGUGCCUCAGAUAAUUUUUUAUUGUUCAGAUUCGGCGAACGUG
Hypoxylon trugodes is the source of this 2148-nucleotide messenger RNA. Its product is annotated as methyltransferase-domain-containing protein. Bases 370 to 1938 code for a protein of 522 amino acids. The transcript has a single exon. Gene Ontology annotation, cellular component: nucleolus. The record is from RefSeq and is a predicted model, not a curated record. Gene Ontology annotation, biological process: ribosomal large subunit biogenesis; rRNA methylation. Gene Ontology annotation, molecular function: rRNA (adenine) methyltransferase activity. NCBI's taxonomy places the organism in Eukaryota, Fungi, Ascomycota, Sordariomycetes, Xylariales, Hypoxylaceae.